GACGCGGAAAAGGCCGCUUUAAUGAACCUGUGUGCCAGGAAGCCGGGCCGGGUGCGGCCGAUCCGGGGAAUGGGAAGGGCCCGGGUUCCCUCUAGCGCUCCUCUGUACACGGUGUGCACAGGCGAGCACAGGAAGCGGACACAGGUCCGGCCCGGCCACAGGGACCCUCCCGCCUCGGGCAGGCGUCCGGCCGGGCUCAUGGGCACCGCCUGUCCCUCUGUCUGCAGCUUUUCCUGGAUGACUCCAAAAUGAAGAACUUCAUCACCUGUUUCAAAGACCUGCAGUUCCUGGUCACCUUCUUCUCCCGUCUGAGACCCAACCGCAGCGGGCGCUACGAGGCCUCCUUCCCCUUCCUCUCUCCCUGCGGCAGGGAGCGCAACUUCCUGCGCUGCGAGGACCGGCCCGUGGUCUUUACGCAUCUGCUGGCUGCAGGCUCCGGGUCCCCGCGCCUCUCCUACUGCGGCGGCGGCGAGGCGCUGGCUGUGCCCUUCGAGCCCGAGCGCCUGCUGCCCCUGGCCACCAACGGGCGCCUGUACCACCCCGCGCCGGAACGCGCAGGGGGCGUAGGUCUGGUGCGCUCGGCCCUGGCCUUCGAGCUCAGCGCCUGCUUCGAGUACCCGCCCGGUGCGUCCGCGGUGCCCUCCCACGUGCACUGGCAGGGCCAACGCCUCCCCCUCACCAUGGAUCUGGCCCCGCUGCUGCUCGCCGCCCCCCAGCUCUGAGCGUCAGGCGGGAGGCCGCGGGCCCUGAGCGCCCCUCUCGCCCGCGUCGCUGCGCACGCGCCACCCGGAGAGCGCGCAGGCCGCGUGCGCGUGCGCGUCCGGGAGCAUCUAGGCCCCGCCCCGCCCGGCGCUGU
Messenger RNA from Myotis lucifugus (little brown bat), 856 nucleotides. RefSeq names its product chromosome unknown C8orf82 homolog (gene CUNH8orf82). Bases 249 to 722 code for a protein of 157 amino acids. Lineage: Eukaryota; Metazoa; Chordata; Mammalia; Chiroptera; Vespertilionidae. The record is from RefSeq and is a predicted model, not a curated record. The transcript is spliced from 2 exons.